Messenger RNA from Alligator mississippiensis (American alligator), 4529 nucleotides. It is a transcript of the gene TLR4, whose product is annotated as toll like receptor 4. NCBI's taxonomy places the organism in Eukaryota, Metazoa, Chordata, Crocodylia, Alligatoridae. Gene Ontology annotation, cellular component: membrane. The transcript is spliced from 6 exons. Gene Ontology annotation, biological process: inflammatory response; toll-like receptor signaling pathway; immune response. The record is from RefSeq and is a predicted model, not a curated record. The coding region runs from base 390 to 2921 and encodes 843 amino acids. Gene Ontology annotation, molecular function: protein binding; transmembrane signaling receptor activity; lipopolysaccharide immune receptor activity.
GAUGCUGUGAUGCCACCAUCUGUCCCAGCACUGGAAGGUUCUGAUGGUUAUUACAGUCACUUUAAUUUGCUUCCUGCUUGUCCUGCUGCGCUGAAGUGUUUGAGCCUCAUGGGAUCCCUUCUUGAUCAGCAGAGAGUUAUUCUGGAUGAAAAACAGCCUUGCCAAGGGACAGCUGAAUAAUGGUCUCCAGUUCCAUAGGCUUCCUUUUGGACUGCGAUGCUCAGGCAGUUAAAGGGUCUUUGCACCCGCCCUAUCACAAAUGGAACUGGAAUACCUCCCCUUGAGGAACUUUCCACCCCUCCAUCAUCUGUGAUGUAUCAUACAAGCUGCUUUAACUGAAUAAACUGGACAAGUCAUGGUUAUUUCUACUGGACUUUCACAUCUGGAAGAUGCUCAGGAGAGGGGUUUGCUCCCCAUCAACACUCUUCACGCUCUCUUUGGUCAUGCCUUUCCUGUCACAGUGCUCAGCUGGCAACUUCAAUCCCUGCUUGGAGGUGGUUCCUGGCCUGACUUACAGAUGCAUGGAUUUGAAUCUCUCCAGAGUUCCUGCUGAAAUCCCGCCUUCCACCCAGAACCUAGAUCUGAGUUUCAAUCCACUGGGAUCGCUGGGCUCAAAUAACUUCUCAGCAGUCCCUGCAUUGAAGUUUCUGGAUCUUGCUCGGUGUUGCCUCCAGACAAUUGAAAAUUAUGCCUUUGAGGAUCUUUGUAACCUGUCCACCUUGAUUUUGACUGGAAAUCCCCUCCGGUACCUUGGUCCAUCAGCCUUCUUUGGUUUGUCAUCCCUGCGAAGACUGAUAGCCGUAGAAACCAACAUAUUCUCUCUGGCUGACCUCCCCAUCAGACACUUACAUACCCUGGAGGAGUUGAAUGUGGGCAACAACCACAUAGAGUCUUUGACACUACCAAAAUACUUCACCAACCUGACCUCCCUCAGAUUCCUGAGCCUUCAAUCAAAUAGGAUCUCGUACAUCUCCAAAGGACAGCUGGAUGUUCUGCAGGAAAGAAAGGGACCCUAUCUCACAUUAGUGCUGUCUUUGAAUGAUAUAAAAUAUAUUCAGCCAGGUGCCUUUGAAGGCAUUCAGCUCCAUGAGCUUUCCUUGAGAGCUUGUUUUAACAAUUUCACAGUUAUGAAGGAUUGCCUCCAGGGUCUUGCUGGUUUGCAGGUCAAUAGACUCAUCCUGGGGGAGUUCCGUAAUAUUUGGAGAGUGGAGAACUUUCAAAAUGGGCUCCUGGAUGGACUGUGUCAAGUACAGAUGCAGGAGUUUGUGUUCAUCUGCUUCAAAAGGUUCAAAAAUAACACGGACACGCUCUUUGAGUGCCUUCUCGAUGUCUCCACUAUCCGAUUCGUGGACCUCUACCUCAGCCAAGUGUCAGCGGUUCCUGAGUUCUCCCAAGUACAAAGCCUGGAAUGCAAAUUGUGCAAGUUUGGGGAGGUUCCUGCGGUGAAGCUGUCCCUCUUCAAGAAGCUAAGAGUGCUCCGGAUUACCAAGAGCAAGUACCUCACUAACUUCGUGAAGGGCUUUAAGGAUCUGCCUAGCCUAGAGGUGCUAGAUCUGAGUGAGAAUGAGCUCAGUUUCACCAUGCGCUGCUCCUUUCUUUUGGCUGGAACCCCAAAUUUGAGGCACUUGAACCUAAGUUUCAAUAAUCUCAUCACCUUGAAGGACCCUUUUAGUUGCCCGAAUGGACUGUUAUCCCUGGAUUUUCAGCACUCAAUACUAAAAAACUUUGGUACGAUACCUCUCUUCCGCUUCUUCACAAAUCUCACCUACCUUGAUAUUUCCUACACUAGUGUUCAGAUCUUGUGCGAAUGUGUCUUUUGGGGCCUGGAAUCCCUGCAGGUGCUCAAGAUGGCUGGCAACUCCUUUAAGGACAACAGCCUGGCCAACAACUUCAGGAAUCUAACCCAGCUGCGCACCCUGGAUGUUUCCAAUUGCAAAUUGUUGCAGGUGUCUUCAAGCACAUUUGCAAACCUCCGGAACCUGCGAGAUCUCAACAUCAGCAACAACAGGUUGAAGACUCUUGACAGCAUGACCUUCCUGCCUCUGCAGGCCCUCACUGUCUUGGAUUUCAGCAACAACCAGCUAACAUUCCUGACGCAUACAGCUCUGAAGAGCCUGAUAGACAGGCUGAUCUACCUGGACCUCUCUCACAACAUGUUUGAUUGUUCCUGCACCCAUUUAAGCUUCUUUGAGUGGGUCAAGAAACAGAAGCAGUUGCUUCAAAACAUUGAGAGGAUGGUUUGUAGUAGCCCUGUUAACAUGAAGAAUGUGAGUGUGCUGAACUUUGAUCUAUCCAACUGUCAGCUCAGCAUAACCCUGGUGGCUGUUUCAGCAAGCAUGGCCCUUGUUGCAGUCCUGAUCAUGUUCCUGAUUUACAAGUACUAUUUCCACCUGUACUAUGCGGUGGUGCUGCUCAGUGGGUGUAAGCAUUCCUCUGAGAGGGGAGACACCUAUGAUGCUUUUGUCAUCCACUCCAGCAAAGAUGUUGACUGGGUUAAAGAGGAGCUGGUGAAAACCAUAGAGGAGGGAGUUCCCCCCUUCCGCCUCUGCAUCCACUACAGAGACUUUGUGCCUGGGGUGCCCAUCGUCUCCAACAUUGUCCAGGAAGGAUUCCUGAGCAGCAGAAAGGUCAUUGCUGUCAUCUCCAGCCACUUCCUAGAGAGCCAAUGGUGUAAAUUUGAGUUUGAGAUUGCCCAGUCCUGGCAGUUCGUGGAGGGCAAAGCUGGAAUCAUCCUGAUUGUUCUGGAGGAAGUGGAUAAGGCAAUGCAGCGGCGUCUGCUGGGGUUGUCCCGGUACCUGAGGAGGAACACCUACCUGGAGUGGAAGGACAAAGAGGUCAGCAAGCACGUCUUCUGGAGGCAGCUGAGGACAGCCUUGCUAGAUGGCAAAACAUGGAACCACGAAGAGGUCAGACUAAUGUGAACAGGCCACCACAGGCUUCUCUACAUCCUGUUCCUUCUCUCUCCACCUGGUUCUGGCUGAAAUCCAGGGUUACGGUGCUGGUUCUGCAGGAGGCAUGUCCCUCAAGCAGCCUGUUGGAGUUGGAGGAAUUUAAUUGGAAGAGGAGAGUGGCAAAUCCUGCAAAAUGCUUGCUGUUGGUUCUGUUGCACCCUUUAAAGCAGGGGUUGGUUGGAAACCUACAGCCUGUAGGCUGGAUCCAGCUUGUGAAACCAUUGGAUCCAGAGUAUGCGUGCAGAGGUUCGGCUACAUUUGAAGGUGGGGAGUUUUGGCCAGGGGUGAUCUCCCCAAGCUGCUGUGGAGAUAAGCAGAGUUGGCUGCUGGGUCCCAGCAGCUGCUUGGCUCUAGGCAGACUUCCCCUGGGCCGAGGACCGCAGGACUCCAGAGUCCCCUGUUGGGAGACAGACAGCCAUGCUGGAGCUUCCAAGCCAUAUACUUUUGAGCUGGUAUGCCAAAAGCCCUAGGAGCCCCAGCUCUAAUUGUGGCAAAAUUACUUGCAAGGUGGAAGCCCUGUUUUUUGGCUUGUGCUGCUACCAUGCUUUCCAUCUUUGGUCCUGAGCACUUGUGGUCAAUGAAAUCAGUGAGUCACUGAAAACCAAUGGAAGUCACUUGCGUUCAGCAGCUCUGAAAAUCAAACUAUUCCUUUUCUGCGAUUGCUUCCAGCCUUUCUACUGUGGCUAUGUAAGGGAGUGUCACCAGAGACUGCCCUACUUGCAUAGGCUUAGGCUUGAUUGUGUUCACGGUACUUGUAUGUUCUGGCCAAAGUUAGUCCGUGGGUAAGCAAGUGCCACUCUCUGAUUAUCACUGCUUACACCAGUGUCUGUAAAGUGCUCUGGUAGCCUAUGGGGUCAAAUGAGCUGUAGACAUUUUAACUGAUGAAGUUGUUGUUUUCCAGAGUUCUGAUGAUAAAUUAUUAGGGCCAGCUCCUGAGAGUUUUGCCUUUGGUUUAUUGGGAGCAGGUUUGACCUUUAGUAUUGCCAUGUAGUGGAAUUUCUGCCUCUAAUAAAUGAAUGAAGGAGGGGAGGUACAUAGGUUAAUGCAGUGGAGAACUGAAUGUAUCCCUGCCUUGAGAAAAGUCCUCUCUUGGACAAAGUGUUUGGGAGGGUUCUUAGGGGAUGUAUUGCUAAAUAACAGAUUGCCCUUUUUAUAUAACUAUUUGGAAGGCCUCAGGUAUGAUUAAUCAGUGAGUCAGACAGCUCUUUUUUAAACUAGCACAACCCUAAUGAAAUCAGUGACACUAUCCUAAUGUAAAACAGGAGCAAUGCAGUCAUGAAUCAGAUCUGUUAUUUAUUCAAGAAGAGAGGCCUGAUGCUCCUCUCUCUCCCAUGGGCACAGGUCAAGAAUAUCUCCAUUGCAGCCAAGUAUAAUUGAUAACAAAAUGAGGCAAAAGCCUGCUCAGAGAUCAUUUUAGACUUUGUGGCUUGUGCUGGCAUAAGCCAGAUUCCCUUUUCCUCCUUGUGUGGUGGAGGAAUACUCACUGCUGGAAAAAAAAUAGUUCACUCUCUGGUGUCUUUUGUUUCAAGGGAGGAACUGUAAACGACUAAUAAAACAGGGAUCCACUCUGCAUUUGCA